AUGGACAUCCUUCAAGAAGUCCCCUUGAUUGACGGACAUAAUGACUUUCCAUAUAUUCUUCGCGGCUGGUAUGGAAUGAACAUUCACGAUCCAUCCUUCAAUAUCGAGGAAAUGCCAAUUGGGCAAACGGACCUCUCUCGUCUGGAGAAAGGGUGUAUUGGGGGUCAAUUCUGGAGUGCAUUUGUCCCUUGUCCUAAGGAAAAUGUCGAUGAAACUAAGCUGGCUGUACUACGAGACACAUUGCAGCAAAUUGAUCUCAUUCAUCAACUCAUUCAACAGAAUCCACGCAGGCUCGCUUUUGGUAUCGAUUCAGCCUCCGUAUGGCGGGCGUUUCAUUCUCGCCGCAUCUCCUGCUUAAUCGGCGUUGAAGGCCUGCAUCAAAUUGGGGGUAGCUUUAGCGUUCUUCGGCUAUUUCAUCGAAUGGGCGUGAGGUAUAUCACUUUAUGUCAUGACUGCCACAAUGAGUUUGUGGACUCAUCUACUCCCCCAACGCCACUGCAUUAUGGCUUGUCGAAGCGCGGCGAAGAUAUGGUCAAGGAGAUGAAUCGCAUCGGAAUGAUCAUCGAUAUUUCACACACUAGCCGUGACGCUCAACGCCAGGUGCUGAGGGUAUCAAAGGCACCCGUCAUUUUUUCACAUUCUUCAUGUUACGCUCUCCAACCCCAUCCUCGAAAUGUCACCGAUGACGUGCUCGAGGCUCUGAAGCUCAACAAUGGCGUAAUUAUGAUCUGCUUUCUUCCGUCCCUGUCCGGGAUGCUCAAAGCUGGUCAUCAAACCUCGGCAAAUGUGCAGACAGUUGCUGCACACGUGAUGUACGUGGGCGAGAAAAUAGGCUACGAAUAUGUUGGUAUCGGCAGCGAUUUUGACGGGAUGUUAGAGGGACCGGCUGGGUUAGACGAUGUCUCGACCUUCCCUAAGCUCGUUGCAGAGUUGGUCGCAAAUGGCAUCAGUGAAGCAGACGUGAAAAGGAUAAUAGGGCUCAACAUCUUGAGAGUUCUUGACGAAGUAGGUCAUUAUACCGCGCGGGAGGAGUGUCUCCCUGCCACCGGUUACGGAUUAUGGGAUGAGGUCCAAGAAAUAUGGACGGACGUGCAGCGAGCCAUGUUAAUACGGAAAGGUAGCGAGAGAAGGGGAAAUUAA
Aspergillus tanneri is the source of this 1140-nucleotide messenger RNA. RefSeq names its product dipeptidase gliJ (gene gliJ). Gene Ontology annotation, molecular function: metallodipeptidase activity. Gene Ontology annotation, biological process: proteolysis. The record is from RefSeq and is a predicted model, not a curated record. NCBI's taxonomy places the organism in Eukaryota, Fungi, Ascomycota, Eurotiomycetes, Eurotiales, Aspergillaceae. Bases 1 to 1140 code for a protein of 379 amino acids. The transcript has 6 exons.